AUGAAAGGAUUGAAAUCGUAUUUGUUGGAUUCAGAAAGUUACGAUAGCGAUGAAGAGAGUAAUUCUGAAGAUCCGUUGGCAAUCGUUCAAAUAG
Messenger RNA from Acanthocheilonema viteae, 94 nucleotides. The record is from the annotation of a GenBank genome assembly. Lineage: Eukaryota; Metazoa; Nematoda; Chromadorea; Rhabditida; Onchocercidae.